Molecule: messenger RNA, 932 nt
Organism: Zootermopsis nevadensis
Lineage: Eukaryota; Metazoa; Arthropoda; Insecta; Blattodea; Termopsidae
Product: ejaculatory bulb-specific protein 3
Source: RefSeq, a predicted model, not a curated record
CACCGCAGAUCAAAGGUAUUCACGAUGAUCGCUGGGACUACUGUGACGCUCAUCUGUCUGCUAGCUGCUCUCUGCGUCAGCGGGGACUCUUACCCCGAAGAAUAUGACAGGCUGGACAUGGGAGACUUGUUAGGCGACAAGGAGAAGCUUGCCAAAUUCAGCGCGUGUCUUCGAGACGAAGGAUCCUCAUCUUGUACCGAAAAGUCGGCCGGUUUGAAAGCAUUUCUUCUGGAUGCUUUAAAAACUAAGUGCAGUAAAUGCACUGAAUCACAAAAGGGCCACGUCAAGAGAGCAGCAAUCUUUUUCUCUGAAAACCGACCCGACGACUGGAAGAUAAUUAUUCAUAAAUUACAACUUAACGAGACACAAGCAGCGGAAUUGAUUAAGUCCUUUUAAGAAUCAUAAGUGACCACGCAUGGACAACUACGAUGACGAAUCUGAGGCUUUAAUUUCUCAUUAGUUUCGAUGUUGGUGUUCUCAAAUGUCGACAUGUGACAUGUCAUUUUUAUUGUUCACUGGCGUAGAAUUAGUAGCUGGCAGGUGGUGGGACAUUUCACUUCCCUUCACGAGUCUUCAGAAAUAAAACAAACCCAGAGGAGAAGUACCACGGAAAGCGUCGAGAGAUACAGGAUGGUUAACAAUUAAGUUACCACAACAGCACGUAACGUAAACGUACUCUGUCAAAUUACAAACUUUGUACUUGUAAUCCAUUAUAUCGUUACUAUUUGACACCAACUGGUUCCACAAUCUUGUACCAUGAUCCUUCUCAUGAGUUACAGUGUAGAGUUUCUAAAACAGAUACAAAAAAAUACGAACUUGUAAAUUUCCAAAACUCGAUUUGUUCCUCGCUUGUGCUUCGGGCGAAGUUUGUCAGGGCCUGUCUUUAUAAUUUGUGGUGUACCUCUCGUAAAAUAAACGAAUGUCAAACUGUG